AUGUACACACCUUACAUCACAGUCAUCUACAUCUGCAGCUCCCCGGAUACCUUCAGAGCCCUGAUGCUUCUGGCCCUGGAAGCUGGUCUCAGCGGGGAGGACUAUGCUUUCUUCCACCUGGAUCUCUUCGGGCAAAGCCUGCAAGGUGCACAGGGCCUUGGCUCCCGCAGGCCCUGGGAGCGGGGGGAUGGGCAGGAUGUCAGUGCCCACCGGGCCUUUCAGGCUGCCAAGAUCAUUACAUACAAAGAGCCAGAUAACCCUGAGUACGUGGAAUUCCUGCAGCAGCUGAAGCACUUGGCUCAUGAGCAGUUCAACUUCACCCUGGAGGACGGCCUGGUGAACACCAUCCCAGCGUCCUUCCACGACGGGCUCCUGCUCUUCGUCCAGGCGGUGACAGAGACCCUGGCCCACGGGGGAGCCGUCACCGACGGGGAGGGCAUCACCCAGCGGAUGUGGAACCGGAGCUUCCAAGGUGUGACAGGACACCUGAAAAUAGCAGUGGGGCUGCUCUCGGCUCGGCUCAGGCAGCGGUGCCAGGGCUCUGGGAAGGGGCUGCGGGUCAGAGCCUCCCCACACGGGUCAGGGGCUCAGAGGCCAGUUUCUUGCCUCAGGAAGAUGCAGCUGGAGAAGGAACUGGCCUCAGAGCUGUGGCGGGUGCGUUGGGAGGACUUGCAGCCCAGCAGCCUGGAGAGGCACCUCCGGAGUGCGGGCAGCCGGCUGACCUUGAGUGGGAGAGGCUCCAAUUACGGCUCCCUCCUCACCACAGAGGGCCAGUUCCAGGUCUUUGCCAAGACGGCGUAUUAUAAGGGCAAUCUCGUGGCUGUGAAAAGUGUGAACCGCAAACGCAUUGAGCUGACAAGAAAAGUCCUGUUUGAGCUGAAGCAUAUGCGGGAUAUACAGAACGACCACCUGACCAGGUUUGUGGGUGCCUGCACCGAUCCCCCCAACAUCUGUAUCCUCACUGAGUACUGCCCCCGUGGAAGCUUGCAGGACAUUCUGGAAAAUGAGAGCAUCACCCUGGACUGGAUGUUCCGGUACUCGCUCACCAAUGACAUCGUCAAGGGCAUGCAGUUCCUGCACAGUGGGGCCAUUUGCUCCCACGGGAACCUCAAGUCGUCCAACUGUGUGGUAGACGGUCGAUUUGUGCUCAAGAUCACUGACUAUGGGCUCGAGAGCUUCAGGGACCCAGAGCCUGACCAAGGACACACCCUCUACGCCAAAAAGCUGUGGACAGCCCCCGAGCUCCUGCGAAUGGCCUCACCCCCCGUCCGGGGCUCCCAAGCCGGUGACAUCUACAGCUUUGGGAUCAUCCUUCAGGAGAUUGCCCUGAGAAGUGGCGUAUUCCACGUGGAAGGUUUGGACCUCAGCCCCAAAGAGAUCAUCGAGCGGGUGACUCGGGGCGAGCAGCCCCCGUUCCGGCCCUCCCUGGACCUGCAGAGUCACCUGGAGGAACUGGGGCACCUGAUGCAGAGGUGCUGGGCUGAAGACCCGCAGGAGCGGCCGCCCUUCCAGCAGAUCCGCACGAUGCUGAGAAAGUUUAACAGAGAGAACAGCAGCAACAUCCUGGACAACCUGCUGUCCCGCAUGGAGCAGUACGCCAACAACCUGGAGGAGCUGGUGGAGGAGCGGACCCAGGCCUACCUGGAGGAGAAGCGGAAGGCCGAGGCCCUGCUCUACCAGAUCCUGCCUCACUCAGUGGCUGAGCAGCUGAAGCGCGGCGAGACCGUCGAGGCCGAAGCCUUUGACAGCGUGACUAUCUACUUCAGUGACAUUGUGGGUUUCACAGCCCUGUCCGCCGAGAGCACGCCCAUGCAGGUGGUGACCCUGCUCAAUGACCUGUACACUUGCUUCGAUGCCGUCAUAGACAACUUCGAUGUGUACAAGGUGGAGACGAUCGGCGACGCCUACAUGGUGGUGUCGGGGCUCCCGGUGCGGAAUGGGCGGCUGCACGCCUGCGAGGUGGCCCGCAUGGCCCUGGCGCUGCUGGACGCCGUGCGCUCCUUCCACAUCCGCCACCGGCCCCAGGAGCAGCUGCGCUUGCGCAUCGGCAUCCACACAGGACCCGUGUGUGCUGGUGUGGUGGGGUUGAAGAUGCCCCGUUACUGUCUCUUUGGGGACACAGUCAACACGGCCUCAAGAAUGGAGUCUAACGGGGAAGCCCUGAAGAUCCACCUGUCCUCGGAGACCAAGGCUGUCCUGGAGGAGUUCGGUGGUUUCGAGCUGGAGCUUCGAGGGGAUGUAGAGAUGAAGGGCAAAGGCAAAGUUCGGACCUACUGGCUGCUGGGGGAGCGGGGGAACAGCACCCGAGGCUGACCCGCCUUUCCUCCUGGCCUCCCACACCUCCCUUCCCGGCGCCAGAAGUGACAGCGAGGGUCCAGGCCUCACCCUCACCCACCGCAGCCCCACUGUUGCCAGAGGAUCCAGAGAAGUGGUUUGAACAACUCAGGUGUGCUCACUCCAGUGGCGACCCCACAUACCACCUCUGAAAGAGGACCGGUGUCGGGGGAGAGAACUCGGUGUCGGGGGAGAGAACUCGGAGCUUACAGAACCAGAACAAAGCCCACACCCGUUAUCCACCCCCACUCAGGCCACGCUGGGGUGUGGGUUCCUGGAUCCUCCUGCCCCUCCUGUGCCCUCCUCCCUCCGCCUUGCUACACUGUGACUUUUAUGGGGAAGGGGAAGAGCCAUCUUAGGGGCAAUAGCAAAGGUUUUAGAAGUGAAUCUGGGGUGGGGGGAGUCCACAACUGCCACAAACACCCCCUAUCUCCCACCACCCACCACUGGAUACAGUGUGCAGCGGAGAGGCAAGGUAUGGAGGGGCCGACGGCCUGUAUGCCUUGCUUCUCAACUGGGAGUGGAGACCAUUAAAAUCGUUAUCCUAGUGA
Myotis lucifugus (little brown bat) is the source of this 2885-nucleotide messenger RNA. RefSeq names its product natriuretic peptide receptor 1 (gene NPR1). Lineage: Eukaryota; Metazoa; Chordata; Mammalia; Chiroptera; Vespertilionidae. Gene Ontology annotation, molecular function: peptide receptor activity; guanylate cyclase activity; protein kinase activity. Gene Ontology annotation, cellular component: membrane. The coding region runs from base 1 to 2313 and encodes 770 amino acids. The transcript has 20 exons. Gene Ontology annotation, biological process: protein phosphorylation; receptor guanylyl cyclase signaling pathway; intracellular signal transduction. The record is from RefSeq and is a predicted model, not a curated record.